AUGAAUGAUCAAAAAAAUAAUAUUUUUGCUUCGACCCGUUCUACUUACACGUCUGAUAUUGACACUUCUGGCGGAAAUGCUUCGACUACCGAUUUAAAUAAUAUUAAUAAUGAUCCUUUUGUAAUUUUAACUCGUUCUCAAUUUUUACUUUCGCCUCAACCUGAAUUUUCACAUUCUCAAUUUUUACACGGACAACAUUUAUUUGUUGAAACACAACAGCCUCAACCUUUUUUUACGCUAAAUCCUCAUCCAAGCCAUCAUCAGAAUGAGCCCAUUACUCCUCAACAAAAUAAUCAAGCUAAUACAAUUAAUAGUAACAUGAUGAGCCAUUAUGAUCACCAUCCAAAUGGACUUCUUAUUAAUCCUCAAUCAAGUGAUCAAACACAAUUUGGUACGUAUAAUCACAACAACAACAAUAAUAAUACACUAGGUGGAAGCAUUGGUCAUGAGGUUCUAAGUUUAAACGACAUUAGUAUGAACCUUUCAGGGAUUUUGAAUGAAUAA
Messenger RNA from Entrophospora sp. SA101, 504 nucleotides. The record is from the annotation of a GenBank genome assembly. NCBI's taxonomy places the organism in Eukaryota, Fungi, Glomeromycota, Glomeromycetes, Entrophosporales, Entrophosporaceae.